Messenger RNA from Olea europaea var. sylvestris, 978 nucleotides. RefSeq names its product U1 small nuclear ribonucleoprotein 70 kDa. Gene Ontology annotation, biological process: mRNA splicing, via spliceosome. The transcript is spliced from 8 exons. Gene Ontology annotation, molecular function: U1 snRNA binding; mRNA binding. NCBI's taxonomy places the organism in Eukaryota, Viridiplantae, Streptophyta, Magnoliopsida, Lamiales, Oleaceae. The record is from RefSeq and is a predicted model, not a curated record. Gene Ontology annotation, cellular component: precatalytic spliceosome; U2-type prespliceosome; U1 snRNP. The coding region runs from base 208 to 963 and encodes 251 amino acids.
ACUCGUCUUCAUAAAUACCACAGAAGCCCCAAAUUCGAAAACCCUUCCAGUCUAUAACCACAGAUUUCGAUGCCGCUUGACGCAGCUGCUGUCGAUAUUCUAGAAAAUACUCAGAAGUCAGUAUAAAAACGCGAGCGCGUAAUUUUCGCCGUUCGGUCACCGAUCAGAUCUCCUUCUUCCGGAACCCCGAGGCGGCAGCUCAGAUCGAUGGGAGACUACAACGACGCCUUACUACGCAACCCAAACUCCGCCGUCCAGGCCCGUGCCAAGGCCCAGAAUCGUAACAAUGUUAUGCAACUCAAGCUUAUUGGGCAAAGUCACCCUACUGGAUUGACGCCGAAUCUUCUGAAACUAUUUGAGCCCCGGCCCCCUUUGGAAUAUAAGCCAGUACCAGAGAAAAGGAAAUGCCCCCCAUAUACGGGUAUGGCACAUUUUGUUAGUAACUUUGCUGAGCCUGGUGAUCCACAAUAUGCUCCACCUGUCCAAGAGGCUGAGACUCCUGCGCAAAGAAAAGCUAGGAUACACAAGAUACGGCUAGAGGAGGGUGCAAAAAAGGCUGCCGAGGAGCUGGAGAAAUAUGACCCAAACAGUGAUCCAAACAUUUCUGGAGAUCCAUACAAAACGUUGUUUGUUGCUAGACUUAAUUAUGAGACAACAGAGAGCAGAAUCAAAAGGGAGUUUGAGGCUUAUGGGCCUAUCAAGCGGGUUCGUUUGGUUACAGAUAGAGAGACAAGUAAGCCUAGAGGCUAUGCCUUCAUCGAGUAUAUGCAUACGCGUGAUAUGAAAGCUGCAUACAAACAAGCUGAUGGGAAGAAGAUUGAUAACAAAAGGGUUCUUGUGGAUGUUGAACGUGGAAGAACUGUUCCUAAUUGGCGACCUCGCAGGCUUGGUGGUGGGCUGGGAACUACUCGGGUUGGAGGUGAAGAAGUUAACCCAAGGUACAUAGGGAGUAAAUCACCAUAAUUGCCACAUAUUUGG